This is a messenger RNA of Penicillium cinerascens, 627 nucleotides long. Its product is annotated as putative RNA binding protein Pym. NCBI's taxonomy places the organism in Eukaryota, Fungi, Ascomycota, Eurotiomycetes, Eurotiales, Aspergillaceae. Bases 1 to 627 code for a protein of 208 amino acids. The transcript has a single exon. Gene Ontology annotation, molecular function: RNA binding. Gene Ontology annotation, cellular component: cytoplasm; exon-exon junction complex. Gene Ontology annotation, biological process: exon-exon junction complex disassembly. The record is from RefSeq and is a predicted model, not a curated record.
AUGGCCUCGAACGUCUCCAAGGCCGGAAUCACCACCGACGCCAACACCGGCGAACGAUACAUUCCCUCAUCCGUUCGUGCAGAUGGCUCCAAACGCAAGGAGAUUCGUGUACGACCUGGAUACAAGCCCCCGGAGGACGUGGAGCUAUACAAGAAUCGCGCCGCGGCCGCCUGGAAAAACCGUGGUGCACGAGGUGGGGUGCCGGGUGCGGAAGCCCCGAGCAGCGAAGACGACAAGAAUACGCAAAUUCCCAGCACCACAGCAAGCAACAAGAACGCCAAACGCAGAGAAGCCAAGAGGAAGGCCAAGGAGGCCGAGGGAUUUGACGGUACCAUUGAGAAGAAAGGUUCGGACUCGGACAACUGGAGGGCCCCUCCUAAGGAGGAAAAGAAGCCCGCUGAAGAACCCGUGGAUGUCGAGGCCGAGAAUGAGAAGAAGGCUCGCAACCUGAAGAAAAAGCUGAGACAGGCGCGGGACCUUCGCGAUAAGAAGAACUCGGGCGAGGCCCUGCUACCAGAGCAGUUGGAGAAGGUCAUUAAGAUCCAGGAGCUUAUGCGACAGCUGGAUGCUCUUGGAUUUGACUCCAAUGGCGAUAAGAAGGAGAACAACAAACUGGAGAACCCCUGA